AUGACUGAACUCGAAGAACAAGUGGCUAAUAUAUCAGUGACCGAAGAUGAUGACUUCGUUGACCCAUGGAAUGUUGCUGGAAAGUCACAAACAGGAAUUGACUAUGAUAAGCUCAUAAAAAGGUUUGGUAGUCAAAAAAUAGAUGAUGACCUUAUAGACAGAUUUGAAAAAGUCACUGGACAGAGAGCUCAUCACUUCUUAAGGAGAGGUAUAUUCUUCUCACAUAGAGAUUUUCAUACUGUUUUAAACCUACAUGAAGCAGGAAAAAAGUUCUACUUGUACACAGGAAGAGGGCCAUCCUCUGAAAGUAUGCAUAUUGGACAUUUAAUACCAUUUAUAUUCACAAAAUGGUUACAAGAUGUCUUCAAAGUACCAUUGAUUAUUCAACUCACAGAUGAUGAGAAAGUAAUGUGGAAGGAUAUAAAAAUAGAAGAUGCUCGACAGAUGGCUUUUAACAACGCUAAAGAUAUAAUUGCAGUUGGAUUUGACACAUCAAAUACAUUUAUUUUUAAUGAUUUAGAUUUUAUUGGGCAAUGUCCAGCAUUUUAUCAAAACAUGCUACGGGUACAAAAAUGUGUAACAUUCAAUCAAGUCAAAGGCAUCUUUGGUUUUGGAGACUCAGAUGUCAUUGGCAAAAUCACAUUCCCUUCUAUAGAAGCAGCACCUGCAUUUUCAACUAGCUUACCGUUUAUUUUUGAAAACAAAGUUGUUCCAUGCUUGAUCCCGUGCGCAAUAGAUCAAGACCCCUACUUCCGCAUGACGCGUGACGUAGCAGCACGACUUAAGAUGCCCAAGCCGGCUCUACUUCAUGCCAGCUUCCUUCCAGCCUUACAAGGGGCGCAACAUAAAAUGUCAGCUAGUGAUCCUAAUGCCUCCAUCUUUCUUAAUGAUACUCCUAAGCAGAUAAAGAACAAGAUAAAUAAAUACGCAUUUUCCGGAGGCCAAGCCACAGUGGAAGAACAUAGAGAAAAGGGUGGCAACACAGAUGUUGAUAUCUCCUACAAAUAUUUGACCUUCUUCCUGGAAGACGACGAGAGAUUAGCCGAGAUAAAGAAAUCUUAUGAAUCUGGCGAACUGUUAACGGGAGAAUUGAAGAAAUUAGCAAUAGAUACCAUCACGCCAAUCAUACAGGACUAUCAGGCGAGACGGGCGCUUGUGACCGAUGACGUCAUGAAACAGUUCUUCGCUAUACGCAAAAUCGAUGUUUGA
Molecule: messenger RNA, 1209 nt
Organism: Leptosia nina
Lineage: Eukaryota; Metazoa; Arthropoda; Insecta; Lepidoptera; Pieridae
Source: the annotation of a GenBank genome assembly